Molecule: messenger RNA, 706 nt
Organism: Staurois parvus
Lineage: Eukaryota; Metazoa; Chordata; Amphibia; Anura; Ranidae
Source: the annotation of a GenBank genome assembly
AAAAUUAUGGACAGUCACGAGGCACCCUUUAAAAUUAUGGACAGUCCCGAGGCACCCUUUAAAAUUAUGGACAGUCCCAAGGCACCCUUUAAAAUUAUGGACAGUCCCGAGGCACCCUUUAAAAUUAUGGACAGUCCCGAGGCACCCUUUAAAAUUAUGGACGGUCCCGAGGCACCCUUUAAAAUUAUGGACGGUCACGAGGCACCCUUUAAAAUUAUGGACAGUCCCGAGGCACCCUUUAAAAUUAUGGACAGUCCCGAGGCACCCUUUAAAAUUAUGGACAGUCCCGAGGCACCCUUUAAAAUUAUGGACAGUCCCGAGGCAUCCUUUAAAAUUAUGGACAGUCCCGAGGCACCCUUUAAAAUUAUGGACAGUCACGAGGCACCCUUUAAAAUUAUGGACAGUCCCGAGGCACCCUUUAAAAUUAUGGACAGUCCCGAGGCACCCUUUAAAAUUAUGGACAGUCCCGAGGCACCCUUUAAAAUUAUGGACUGUCACGAGGCACCCUUUAAAAUUAUGGACAGUCCCGAGGCACCCUUUAAAAUUAUGGACAGUCCCGAGGCACCCUUCAAAAUUAUGGACAGUCACGAGGCACCCUUUAAAAUUAUGGACAGUCCCGAGGCACCCUUUAAAAUUAUGGACAGUCCUGAGGCACCCUUUAAAAUUAUGGGACAGUCACGAGCCACCCUUUAAAAUUAUGAACGGU